AUGGAAGCUUGGGCUCAAUUUUUCCGUCGCGCCGGUAUCCCCAACGAUCUUUCGGUGAAAUAUGCCAAGUCUUUUCAGCAGAACAGAAUCACAAAGGAAAUGCUACCGGAUCUUGACAAAUCCACUCUUGUGGAACUCGGUGUGACCGCAAUUGGAGAUCAAAUUUCCAUUUUGAAACGAAUCAAAGCGGCUAGCAAUGCAAUCACAAAAGACGAACAAGAAGAGGAGACGCUUGAAGAUAUUCCAAAAAAGCCUAAAGCAAAAAUAACAGCACCUGGAGAGUCAAGCUCAUAUGGCUCGGAGUUGCGACGCGGCAAGCCGCCACCGGAUCGGCACGAGAUCUAUCAUGUUAAAAUGCCAUUAGGGCUGACACCUAGAAGUCAGCAAAUCCUUGAAAAAGCCAAACAAAUGCGAAGUCAAGGAAUGACAGUUCGUGGGACCACCGGAGUCCGACAAGGUGGAAGAUCCGUUUCUCCAGUUGAUAAAACUAGUUUGGCUGCUCGAUUAUCGAAAAAAGAAACUUCAGGAUCUGUUGCCGAAGUCUCCUCAUCGACUGAUAAACUGUUGCGCCGCCUAAAAAUUCAAGGAAAGCAUGAUGACAAAACGAACAAAAUUCAAAAAAUCUCAACAAGUGGUAUUCAAAAGAAAACAAUUCGAAAUAAUUCAUCGUUAGCAACUGUUAAAAUCCAUGUGAAACCUCAGGUUAAAAGCUUCCAUAAGAACAAGAUUAUUGUGAAAACUGCGAAAAAGUCGGUGCAUGAUCGAAUUCAAAUUCGAACUGAUGAAGACGACAUAUAUGACGAGGAAAUGAUUGUGGAUGAUGACGAUGGAGAUGAUGUCGUGCUUGAUUAUGAGGAUGAGGAGAUGUAUGAUGAUUAUAACGAUGAUGAGACUCUUGAAGUCCCAUCGUCUUCUGGAAUCCGACAACGGAUCACCUAUGCGUCAUCAUCGAAUCCAAGGCAUCGAAGUGUGAAUUCGAAUCGAAUCGCAACUGUUAUUGAUGAGUCGGAUAGUGUUUUCAAUCGCGUCUCAUUCCAUCGUCGAUAA
Caenorhabditis bovis is the source of this 1047-nucleotide messenger RNA. Lineage: Eukaryota; Metazoa; Nematoda; Chromadorea; Rhabditida; Rhabditidae. The record is from the annotation of a GenBank genome assembly.